AUGCUCAGACGGUGCUCAGUGCUCCUGAAUGAUCCCCCACUGGUGAGCGGUGGGCCGGUGCUGGGUCUAAUGCACGAAACCUGGAAGCGGACAGCGAUUCGCCCCUCGAUCAUGGACGCGCAGAUCACGCAGAGCGCGCUGGAGGUGAAGAUGUCGAGCCUGCUGGCGCGUGAGAUGCAGACGGAGAAGUGGGAGGCGGCGCGCGAGCCUCCGCUGAAGCGCAAGUGGGUGCAAGCCCCCGUCUCUCAGCUUUCGACUAGCCUCUCACGGCGUGACUGGUUCCGACUGAUGAGCUUCAACAUGAUGACGGACGCGUGGGGGCCCUGCCGCACCACCCCCGUAGAGGCGGUGCAGGUGCGCGUGCCGGAGUUCACACGCAACCCUGAAUGCGAUGACCCCGACGCCUUCUGUGACUACGACCCCUCCGUUGACAAGGAGGUCCCGCCCUUCCUUGCGCCGGAGUAUCGUCGCAAGCAUCUCGUCGAGUUACUGCGGUGCUACGACCCCGACAUCAUCUGCUUGAAUGAGGUGAAUCGGACCUUUUUCAACACAGAAAUGUGGCGAUACGUGCGGUUCCUCGGCUACGGCACGCUCUAUCAGUCGAGCCGCGGUGCCCGUGUGCGGGCUCUCCGCAAGGGCGACAAUGCAGCCGCCCCAUCCAACCGGGGCAAGAUAGCUGAGGAGGAGGAUAUCGGCAACGUGAUUCUGUUUCACAAGGGCCGCUUCUUCCCACUCAUGAUGCCGGGCCGAGAUGUUGGCCAGCGCUUCCACUUUGCCCACUUUGUCGGCAUGCGGGACAAGGUGACAAACAUGACGCUCUACGUCGCCUGCGUGCAACUCACCGCGGGGGCAACGGCAGAGGCGGCGAACGUCCGGCUGCACGAGGCACGACAGGUGCUCACCAUACUGGAUGCCCUCGGCCGCCACGACGCCGAUCGCUCGCAUCAGUCCCACAUCGUAUGUGGCGAUCUCAACAAUCAAACAGACGAUGAGGCGUGUGUGGAGCUCUUGCGCAGCACCUUUUUUUCCACGCAUGACCUCGUUGGCGGUCCGCGCUGGACGGCGUGGCAUUACCGCGACGAAGCCCGCGCCGCUGCCUACGAGGCGUACUACGUCAAGAACGUGAAAGAGGCACACCGGUCAGACAAGACCUACCAGGCUGAAGAGGAGAUCGAGCGUUUCCAGCGCAAGGACGCCGGUGCCUACCACGGCGUCUUCUCGAAGGUGCAGCUUGUGCGGGACGAGAUCGCAGCUCGAGGGCACAAGAAGCAGCAGCGGCUGCUGGCGACACCAAACACCGCCACGUCCGACGUGGCGGUGUCACCGCUUGCUGGCUCGGUUGGUGUUACUGCUGCAGCACCAGGAUCAUCGCCUGUCUCUGCACCAGCACUGUCUGACGCUGCCCUCCAAGUGGACCAACUCGCGCUGUUGAAGAGGAACCGGAAAGAAAACGGCAUCACAUACAACACACAAGAUUUCAUUUUCUACGACCCCAGCACGCUCGCCUUGCACCAGGUACUGGACGUUCCAGAGGACGAGGAGGUGAACGAGGCGCAGCUCUUCCCGAACUCCAAGCUCCCCUCCCACCAUCUCCCACUCUUCAUCGACAUAUCCUGGAUUGACACCUUUCCUGAUGUCGCUGCACGAACGUUGAAAGAGUAG
Leishmania braziliensis MHOM/BR/75/M2904 is the source of this 1662-nucleotide messenger RNA. RefSeq lists its product as hypothetical. The transcript has a single exon. Bases 1 to 1662 code for a protein of 553 amino acids. The record is from RefSeq and is a predicted model, not a curated record. Gene Ontology annotation, molecular function: 3'-5'-RNA exonuclease activity. Lineage: Eukaryota; Euglenozoa; Kinetoplastea; Trypanosomatida; Trypanosomatidae.